Messenger RNA from Leptinotarsa decemlineata (Colorado potato beetle), 569 nucleotides. RefSeq lists its product as uncharacterized. Lineage: Eukaryota; Metazoa; Arthropoda; Insecta; Coleoptera; Chrysomelidae. The record is from RefSeq and is a predicted model, not a curated record.
UACAACGCUGCGCAGCACACGAGACUACGCGACAGACCCAUCUUCAAAUCGUUAGUUGAUUUGAAAUUCAUAAAGAGUGAACAAGUUUCAGUACUCUUAGUUUUAUAAAAGUAUGGCUGGUGUGGAAGUGUGGAAGAGGCCGUGGCUUACUGAAGCUGAAUUACAUGCAGCACUAGAAGAAUCUCAUGAAGAACCGUUUGUUGCUUCUGCUACGGGCGAUUAUAUUCCAGAACCAGCAGAUUUAGAAUGCGAGGAAUCUGAUGUAGAAAAUAAACCAGUAAUUGAGCAAGAGAAAGAAUAUGAUUCGGAUGAAAGUAUUGAAGAGGAACCAGCGCUCACACAACCUGUAGUUUUUGUAAGCAAAAAUGGUACUCGUGAUACUCCACAUCCACAAGCUCAAACACUUAGUCGUAAUAUCUGGCUAAAGAAAUUUUUGAAACCAUUAUGUCUAAUGAGAUAUGUAACAAAAUUGUAAGAGAAUCUAAUCAAAAAGGUAGAAAAGAAACAAUGCUAACCUAUUUCAAAGGUACAAAGUUUUCGAACGACCAUCACCAAAGGUUUUCAAGCCA